This is a messenger RNA of Impatiens glandulifera, 804 nucleotides long. RefSeq names its product 21.7 kDa class VI heat shock protein. Lineage: Eukaryota; Viridiplantae; Streptophyta; Magnoliopsida; Ericales; Balsaminaceae. The record is from RefSeq and is a predicted model, not a curated record. The coding region runs from base 126 to 686 and encodes 186 amino acids. The transcript has 2 exons.
UCUUUAAAGUCAAUAUAUUCCAUAAGAACAUGUUCUUCUUCCUUUCCCUAAAAGAAGCAUAAUAACUCAAAAAAACUUCAUUUCAAAGCAUACCCAUCAUCGUUUCCAAUUCCUGAAACCCUAAAAUGUCUAGCACCAGACGGCUUGAAAUACAAACUGGAGAUCCAACUCCAAAGAAAUGGAGUGUUCCACUUACAGAAGACUCAUUUCAAGCAAUCAAAUCAAGAGGAAACCCAACCCUGCUCUCGAUUUUCUGCGAUGGAUCUCUGUUCAGCCCAUCACUGUUUGGCAAAUACUUCGAUCCAUCCGAUGCAUUUCCUCUCUGGGAAUUUGAAUCCGAUGUCUUAUUAGCAAAAGUCAGGAGCAAUAAUCAGAAUUUAGUCGAAUGGUUUCAGACUGACACACACUACAUCUUGAAAGCCGAAUUACCAGCAGGGACAGGGAAGAACAGUGUUCAGAUCUAUAUCGAACAAGGUAAAAUCAUGGAAAUAAGUGGGCAAUUGAGGGGGGGAAGUGAAUCGUCGAAGACGAAGGAUUGGAGGAGCUGCCGUUGGUGGGAACAUGGUUAUGUUCGGAGGCUUGAAGUGCCGGAGAAUUCAGAUUGGAUUCAAACGGAAGCAUAUAUACAUGAUGAUAAAGCUAUUGAGAUCUUAAUCCCUAAGAAAGCUCUGGAUCAUGAAGGUUAGUAGUGAAAGGAAGACGAAGAACCAGUAUGCAGAUCACCUGUUCGACAAAAUGUUUUCAUGGAUGUAUGUUCUUUAGUUGUAGUAAUUUUGAAAUUAAUACAUGUUAUAUUUUCUCUUA